UACAAUUGCGACUCGGGCAUGUUAUGGGCUAUUUAACCAUUGUUCAUACAUUACAGAAGUUCUACUUAUUUUCCCCUUUAUUAAUGACUGAAUAAAUAGAUCGUAUUAUUUAAACCAUUGGAUAUCAGAAACACGGCAAAUAUUCAACUUUUAAUAUCGUUUUUUAUUGAACUACUUUUUAUAUGCUUUCUACAUGUGCGGUGUGUGAGGCGGCCCUGUGUUCCUCCGCGAGGGAGUCUGCCCGACGUCAGUAGUAAACAGAAAUCGCGAAGGACACUCAGCGGGUCGUCGCCUCGUCUUCUCGCCUGCUACCCUUCCCUUCCUCCUGCUGGUCAUGACCUCCUCGGGCGUCGCUAGUGUGGAGUGCAAGUGUUGACCGAUCGAGACCUGGAGAGAUGUCGUCCUCGCCGGAGUUCCAGUUCGUGCCGCCGCCCGAGGCCCCCGUAUUUAAGCCGACCUGGGAAGAGUUUCAGGACGCGCUCGGCUACAUCAACAAGAUUCGGCCCAUCGCGGAGCAGUCCGGGAUCUGUAAAAUUAUUCCCCCGCCGGAUUGGCAACCUCCAUUUGCAGUUGAUGUUGACAAUUUCAAGUUCACUCCUCGCAUUCAGAGGCUCAAUGAACUUGAAGCACAUACACGAAUCAAGCUUAAUUUUUUGGACCAAAUUGCUAAGUUUUGGGAGCUGCAAGGCUCAUCAUUGAAAAUUCCUGUUGUGGAGAGGAAAGCAUUAGACUUGUAUUCACUUCAUCGACAUGUAUGGAUGGAAGGUGGUAAUGACUGUGUCACCAAGGAAAGAAAGUGGAACAAAAUUGCCACUCGGAUGGGCUUCCCAAGCAACAAGAAUUUGGGCACCCUUCUGAAGGCUCACUAUGAACGAAUUCUCCAUCCUUUUGAUAUCUUCAACAAGGGAAAAGGAAUUCCUGGCACAUAUGAGAAAUGUGAAGUAAAAAAGGAAGAAGAUUCUGAAUGUUGCGAUAAGGAUUACAAGCCUCACAAGAUUCCUAGCCGUAUGGCUGGAAAAAUACCUGAGAGUGAGAAGAAUGGCCGCCGAUCACGCCGCCACCCUGAUGUUGGUGAUUCCAAAACUGACAGCCAGGUUGGUUUUGGCUCUGAUGAUGAGGAAGACGGGAGAGGCAGCAAGGAGUUGAAGAGGCUGCAGUUUUAUGGUGCUGGACCUAAGAUGGCUGGCUUUGAGAAGGCCUCGCCGGAGGAUAAGGGAAAGACUCGUGGCAAGAAAGUUGAUUAUACCGAUUAUGAUCCGCUGGCAAAAUACAUUUGUCUGAAUUGUGGACGAGGUGAUGCAGAAGAUCAGAUGCUCCUGUGUGAUGGUUGUGAUGACUCGUACCACAUUUUCUGCCUGGUCCCUCCUCUGGCAGACAUACCUAAAGGUGACUGGAGGUGCCCUAAAUGUGUUGCAGUAGAAGUAAGCAAGCCUGUUGAAGCUUUUGGAUUUGAGCAGGCACAGAAAGAAUACACACUGCAGUCCUUUGGGGAAAUGGCUGACAAAUUUAAACAAGAUUACUUCAAUAUGCCUGUUCAUCUGAUUCCAACUGAAAUGGCAGAGCGUGAAUUUUGGCGAAUUGUUUCAUCAAUUGAUGAAGAUGUAACUGUAGAGUAUGGGGCUGAUUUACAUACAAUGGAUCAUGGUUCAGGAUUUCCAACAAAGAAUUCUAAGAAUUUGCUGCCAGCUGAUCAGGAAUAUGCAAUCAGUAGUUGGAAUCUGAACAACCUGCCAGUGCUAGAAGGAUCUGUCUUAGGCCACAUAAACUGUGACAUAUCUGGAAUGAAGGUUCCCUGGAUGUAUGUGGGGAUGUGUUUCUCCACAUUCUGUUGGCAUAAUGAGGACCACUGGAGCUACUCCAUAAACUAUUUGCACUGGGGAGAGCCCAAAACCUGGUAUGGAGUACCAGGAGGUCAAGCAGAAUUAUUUGAGACCUCCAUGAAAGAGGCAGCACCAGAAUUGUUCCAGGCACAGCCAGACCUCCUCCAUCAACUAGUCACCAUCAUGAAUCCGAAUAUACUGAUGAAAUCAGGAGGAGUGCCCAUAGUGCGGACGGAUCAACAUGCAGGAGAGUUUGUUAUCACCUUCCCAAGAUCUUAUCAUGCUGGGUUUAACCAAGGCUACAAUUUUGCUGAAGCUGUAAACUUUGCACCUCCUGACUGGUUGGCUAUUGGACGAGAGUGUGUGUUACACUACAGCAACCUAAAGCGUUAUUGUGUGUUCUCCCAUGAUGAAUUGGUGUGCAAAAUGGCUUCCACACCAGAUGAACUGGAUCUCACAGUAGCAGCAGCUACAUAUCAGGAUAUGCUACGAAUGGUUGACUUGGAGAAAAAACUGCGUAGGUCACUUCUCCAUUGGGGUGUGACAAGUGCUGAGAGGGAGGCAUUUGAACUCUUGCCAGAUGAUGAGAGACAGUGUGAUGUUUGCAAAACCACAUGUUUCCUGUCAGCUGUUACUUGCAGUUGUACUCAAGACCGUCUAGUUUGCCUUCGUCACUACAAGAUGCUUUGUGAAUGCGCUCCUGAAAAUCAUACACUCAGGUACCGGUAUACAUUGGAUGAACUUCCACCACUGCUUCAGCGUCUCAAAGUGAGAGCCGAGUCCUUUGACCAUUGGGCUGUCAAAGUAAAAGAGGCCCUAGAAGCCAAGCCAGAUGAUAAACUAGAACUUAGUGAACUCCGAGAGCUUGUUGAAGAGGCAGAAGCACAGAGAUUCCCUGAGAGUGAAUUACUCCAGACUUUGGUUCAAGCUGUGACUGAAGCAGACAAAUGUGCCACUGUUGCUGCCCAUCUUGCAACCAAAAAAGUUCGAACCAGGACGCGAGGCAGUGGGGAGGCAAAGAGCCGAUUAACAUUGGAGGAGCUGCGACUCUUCCAUGAACAGAUAGAAUCCUUGGCUUGUGUAAUCAGGGAAGGUGAAGCUGUGAAGGAACUGCUUACUCGAGUCACCGCCUUCCAAGAGGAGGCAGUCUCUUUGUUAAGUCAGGAGAUGCCAGAUUCAGAGGCUAUUGCUAAGAUGGUUGAUACAGGUUGCUCUCUUGACAUUGAUCUACCUGAAUUGCCAAGACUAAAGCAUAAACUCCAACAGGUUGAGUGGUUGGAAGAAGUAGAGGAAACUCUAGAUGAUUCAGGGUCCUUGACAGUGGAAUGUGUCCGUAAGCUUCUCGACUCUGGCAUUUCUUUGCCACCGCAUCCCAAGAUUGAGAAGGCAAUGGCAAAGCUGCAGCAGUUAUUGACAAAUAUGGAAACUUGGGAAGAAAAAGCUAGUCAAGCAUUAAAUGCAAAACCUGGGAUUAAUGUCUCUGAGGGUGAAGAGUUGGUGAAACAAGCAGAAGAGGUACCUGCCCACCUACCUAGUGUAGCAGCCUUGAAAGAUGCUGUGAAGCGAGCUCGUGAGUGGAAUAACAAAGUCACCACACUGCAGAGUGGUGAAACAACUCCUUUAUUGGAGACCAUUGAGGGAUUGGUGACUCGUGGAAGGCCAAUCCCACUGCAUCUGGAACCUCUGGCAGACCUUGAGGAGACUGUUGCCUUGGCUCAUGCAUGGCUUGAGAAGACUGCUCGCACCUUCUUGAAAAAGAACUCUCAUCUGAGUUUGCUAGAGGUAUUAGUGCCAAGAACAGACAUAGGUGUUGUGUCUGGCAAACGGAAAAGAGUUAAACGAGAAGAAAUGUCUGCACAGCAACAGCAGGCACAACUUUUAGAUAUUAAUGUGGAAGAUACUGCAAACCCAGCAACAGUUGUGAAAGCAUUUAAGGACUGUGAGGAAAGAGAGCUUGGAGCCAUGAGAGCUCUGAGAGCCCACAAUCGCAACAAAAGAGAUGGAGAAAUACCUCAAGAAGGUGCUACUUUCUGCAUCUGUCAUAAAGCACCACAGCCCAACAUGCUAACCUGUUCCUUAUGCCUUGACCUUUUCCAUACUGGUUGUGUACCAUCAUCUCAUCGCAGUAAGGUAAAAUUGAGCAACGAGGGAAGGUUCUUGUGCCCAUCAUGUGAACGUUCCAGAAGACCCCGAUUGGAAACCAUUUUGUCACUUCUUGUAGCCCUCCAGAAAUUACCAGUCAGAUUGCCAGAAGGGGAAGCUUUACAGUGCUUAACAGAAAGAGGAAUGUCCUGGCAAGACAGAGCAAGACAGUUAAUGAAAACAGAUGAAUUAACAGCUGCUCUUGGUAAGCUGUCUGUGUUCUCUCAAAAGCUUAUUGAGGCACAGGCAAAACAACACAAACCAGUAUCACCUCAAACACAAGAUGAUGAAAAAAUGGAAGUAGAUGAGUCUACAAAUGACGAUUCACUUUUGAGUGAGGAUGGAGAGAAAGAAAAGGAUGGAAGAGGGGAAACAGAAGGAAAGAAUGAUGCAGACAAAGAGAAUAGUAAGAAAACUGAGGAAGGAAGUUGGGAGCAUGCUUAUUCCAGUAGCAAAGGUGGCAAAGAAAAGAAAUCAGAGAUUGACAAGGUUCGAUGGAGUCGCCUUGUGGCAAGCGUGAUGGAAAAUCAUGACGGCCCCCUUAUUACUCUUACUUCUGCUACCCGAUCUCAAGUGCAGGACCUCUUAGUUGAGGGUGAACUCUUAGAGGUGAAUCUUGAUGAGACUACACACCUGUGGAGGGUAUUACAGGCUGCCAACCAUCCACCUGCAAUGCUAGAAGAUACAUUAUUAUCUCUCAAUUCAACGGGUAAUAAUAACGACGAGAACAAAGCGAAAAAAUCUGCUCCAAAGAAAAGAAAGUCCCAAGGUGAAGGAAUAGAGGAUACACAACCAAAAUCUCCACACAAGUCUCCCCUUAAAAAGUCAAAGAUUUUAAAGGUUUCCUCUGGUCCCACUGAUGGCAAACCAACAAAGGGGAUGAUUAAGAAAAAGCAGGCUCUUGCAAAGAAUUUGGAGAAGAAAAAGAAGGAUGGAGUUACUACCAGCAAAGAAGGGCCAAGGAAGAAGACUAUGACUGGGGUCAAGAAGAAGAAAGUACACUCCUCCAACUUACACAGUGAUGACGAUGAUGAUGACUCAGAUGAGGCUUGUGCUGCAGAAAAGUGCCAACAUCCCACAGGACAAAACGUGGAUUGGGUGCAGUGUGAUGGGUGUGAGGGCUGGUUCCACUACAUUUGUGUUGGUUUGAAGGCAGGAGAUGUACUAGAAGAUGAAGACUAUAUGUGCUUGGCUUGCACCACCAAGCUACCUGCACCCAAGCCAGGGGAGUUGACGGAAGAGGAGAGUGUGGACAUCCUCCUCAGCCUUGCCACGAGCCUACCACCCAAGGAGUCAGAAGAACAGAAGUAACUCCUGCUUCACAGUGAUUCAAAGGGAAUGUCAAAGUUUUAGCUUGUGAUAAAGUGUUGUAUAGCCAAAGCAGGAAGAGGAGGUUUAGGUAUCAUUGUUUCAUCUGGUUGUGGCUUUGAAGAGGAAGAAUAGAAGUGCUCACAUUCUCCCAGUAUUCAAAGACCUGGCUUAUUUACAGUAUAGUUCCACCGAUAACAGAGCAUUCUGAUUUCUGUGCGACAGACAGACAACUGUAUUUUUGUGGCAUCAUCGUAUACGGAAAAUAGUUUUGCAUUCCUUUUGAAGGAGUCUUUUUGAAUAAAAGGAAUGUGUUUUUCUUAAUCAGAUUACACUUUGCUUCUCUUAGUAUUAUGAUUGCCUUUUUAUGGGGCAAAUAAGGAAAUUAAAAAGUAUUUAUAAGUCAUAAACUUUGCGUGUUAUUUUCAGCAAAUAUCUGUCAAUACCUGGUAACACUUUUGUGUUUUGUAGACUACAGCUCUUACCAGAAAGAUGUUUGUUCUUUACAGAUAUCCCUCAUUUAGAGCUUAAGAUUUAUAUUCCUUUAUGAAGUAGCCAUGGCCAAGCAGAUAGAUCUGACACCCUCACUUUCUACAGGCAAGAGCUCGCAGGAGGCAUAAACUCUCCUCUUAUAAGAAGGUUUGAUUACAAAGGCCUAGUUCUCAUGAACAAACCAUGGGAUUUGAAGUUGUAAAGCACUCCUUUGGGUAGGUUAUCGCAUACGAGUGGUUCUGUAUUGAAGAUUUUCAGAUUAUUUCUUGGCCACAAGUCCUGUGUUAUCACAGCCCUAAUGCAAAUAGUUUUGUACAAAGCCCUGAUUAUUUAAUGCUAUCAUGCUGUAGAAUAUAUGCUGUAUCCUAUGCUGUCAGUAUGUGCAAUUGCAUAGAUUCUUUGGAUACUUCAAUUAUUCCUUAUCCUAUUCAAACUUUCCCUCAACGUACAAAGCUCUUGCGCCUCAAGUCCACUUCAGACAUUCGUUUGACAUUAUAGAUAAAAAGUUUAUUUUCAAAUAUUGUAGAAUUUACUUUCAAAAUUUAAGAAAUGCUUCUGUGUUUUGCAGGAUUUUGAUUUGCUGUUACAAUGAAUGGCUCAACUAGUCACUAUUUUUUUUUUUUUUUUUUUUUUUUUUCUCUCUCUCUCUCUUCUCAAAAGAUGAAGUAAAUAGCUGACAGCUGUCCAAAUAAUGAAGCACCACCUGAGAUAAAAUACCAAAUAUGUAUCUAUUACUGUCAAUUUAUUACUGACCUGAUAUUAUAACAUCUAGUGCAAACUUCAUGAUUAUCCUUUUAUACAACAGAAAAAAUAUCUAAAUGUAUAUAAAUCUGGGAGGUAUGUUUUGUUCUCAGGUGGUGUCUCAAAGAGAGCCAAGUGCAGGAAGGUCUGCUAUUGUGUGCCUUUGGUGCGAGUCUGUUUAGAAUGAUUUUUGUUAGGAAAAUUUUAAAAAGUCUUAUAGAAUUUAUGAUACAGAUUCUGUAAGAAGAUAUAUAUGUAGGAUAAAGAUUAUGCACUGAUAAUUGCCUUUUUUCACAGGAUUUAGCAUAACAUUUGGUUCAUGGAGGAAAAAGUAUUGGUCAGUUAUUCAUUGUACAUGUUGAAAAUGAGCAUGUAGAAGUGGGUAUUGCCUGCACCAGAUUUUUACAUUAGCAGACCUCAAAAUUUUAUGAAGAGUGUCACUUCCAGCUUGUGUAGGUGCUAAGUUUGUCUUUUAUACAAUCCAUGUAUUCAUUACGUCACUCACCUCAUGAACCUACCCAAAAAACCCAACACUGGGUACUUGAUCUCAGUUGCCACACACAUUACAUCAGUUGCUUUCAAUUAGCCUUGUCAAGGCUAUCAUAAAAGAGUUACUGCUUUCUUUCUCUGUAUCAACAAUAGUUCUGUGGUUUUGUUUACCAAGUAUUAUUAUCAUGUACAUAGGUUCAUGCCAAAUUGUAUAUUUCUUUUCUUUUUCGUUUGAUUAUAGAAUCCUCUUCAUUAAAUGUGCUUUGUUAUAACUUUUAAGAUUAUUUCACCUGUAGAGAUGCUAACCUAAGGGAUAAACAGUAAUAGUAAGCUCACAAAAAUUUACAAUUGCACCAGGGGGAGAUUCACUGUUUCUUCCAUACACUUUUUGCAUACCGGUACUGUUUUCCUGACGGUGACUCUCCUGUGCUGAGUGUGCCUCCUUGGGGCAAAUACAGAGGACAAAUUGGUAAUAUAUUCUAUGUGCCCUGUGCCAUAAGGCUACAUAAUAUAUGGAUGAUCUAGGUUGUCUUUGUUUGUAUGACUAUUUUCCUCACAUUGAAUUGUCAUGUCACUUAUUUUUCGAUUACAUUUUUUCAUCAUCACUUUUUGUGUGUAAAUAAAGUCAGUGUCCAUUGAUGCUAGGAAUUCUAACCAGUGGUAAAUCACUUGUUUCUUAUGUCGCCUUUAUAUGAAGACAUUACUGAUUUGUGCCUCAAUUUACCAGUGUACCUGUGUUAGUUUAGCUGCACUGCUCUUGGUAUUAAAGAAUACCUUGAAGGCUUC
Messenger RNA from Penaeus monodon (black tiger shrimp), 7778 nucleotides. RefSeq names its product lysine-specific demethylase 5A-like (gene Kdm5). Gene Ontology annotation, biological process: chromatin remodeling. Bases 396 to 5273 code for a protein of 1625 amino acids. NCBI's taxonomy places the organism in Eukaryota, Metazoa, Arthropoda, Malacostraca, Decapoda, Penaeidae. Gene Ontology annotation, cellular component: nucleus. The transcript has 24 exons. Gene Ontology annotation, molecular function: histone demethylase activity; DNA binding. The record is from RefSeq and is a predicted model, not a curated record.